AUGGCAACAGAAGACAGGGAGAUGAUGGAAGCCCGGGGCGCGGGAGAAAGUUGCCCGACCUUCCCCAAGAUGGUGCCUGGUGACUCCAAGUCUGAAGGGAAGCCAAGGGCUUGUCUGGAGGCAGAGUCCCAGAAGCCAGACUACUCCUGUGACCACUUGGAAGAGAUGGAAGCUUGUGAGGAUGGAGGCUGUCCAGGGCCACCUAAAUCGCUGCCCCCCAAGUCCUGCCCUGCCACCAAAGGCCAGGCGGGUGAUGGACCCAAACCCGCAGAGCUGCCCCCAGCCCCUGGGACCGAGCACAAUGCUGAGAUGGACCUGGAGAAGGUGCGCAUGGAGUUUGAGCUCACGCGGCUCAAGUACCUGCACGAGGAGAACGAGCGGCAGCGGCAGCAUGAGGUGGUGAUGGAGCAGCUGCAGAGGGAGGCGUCACCCCACCUGGUGGGUGACAAGGACUCCGCUGUCUUCUCUCCCCUACAGUUCUCAGGAGGCCUCCAGGACCUCCUGCUGCCCCAGAACCAGUUUGCCAUGUUCCUGUACUGCUUCAUCUUCAUUCACAUCAUCUAUGUCACCAAGGAGAUGGUCUUCUUUCUCUUCUCCAAGCACUACCUGUUCUGCAUCGCGACCAUUUUGCUCUGUUUGAUUAAAACUUUCUGGUCAUACUUCCAAGUGCCUUUGCUCUCUCCAUCACUAGGACCCUCACCCCUGCCAUGCUAG
Molecule: messenger RNA, 714 nt
Organism: Cebus imitator (Panamanian white-faced capuchin)
Lineage: Eukaryota; Metazoa; Chordata; Mammalia; Primates; Cebidae
Gene: TMEM247
Product: transmembrane protein 247
Exons: 3
Coding region: 1-714 (237 amino acids)
Cellular component (GO): endoplasmic reticulum
Source: RefSeq, a predicted model, not a curated record